AUGGCGGCUUCUUCAGAGAGAAACAGUACUAGACAUCUGCUUGCAAUGAGGGAUGACCCUCCAGAAGAGAGCGCAAGAGAGCUGGUUUUUGAGUCCAGAAAGGGUGGCUUUAGGACCAUUCCUUUCAUCAUAGUGAAUGAGUCCUUUGAGAAGGUGGCAAGCUAUGGAUUGCUGCCCAAUAUGAUCUUCUACAUGUUAAAUGAUUAUCAUAUGGAGGUGGCCAACGCAACAACCAUUUUGUUCCUGUGGUCAGCUCUAUCUAAUGGGUUAGCCUUGGUGGGCGCUUUCCUCUCUGAUUCCUACUUGGGUCGGUUUAGGGUCAUUGCCCUUGGCUCCUUCUCUAGCCUUCUUGGCAUGACACUUUUGUGGUUAACAGCCAUGAAUCCACAGCUGAAGCCUCCCCCUUGCAGCCCAUUGAGCAGCAGCUGCCACUCAGCAACGCUUGCCCAGCUUAUUUUCUUCCUUUCCUCCUUGGUGUUCAUUUCCAUUGGAGCAGGCUGUAUCAGGCCAUGUUCCAUGGCCUUUGGUGCAGACCAAUUAGACAACAAAAAGAACUCCAACAAUGAGAGGCUACAGCAAAGCUUCAUCAAUUGGUACUAUGCUUCAAUUGGGGUUUCAGCGAUUUUAGCAUUGACUGUUAUAAUCUAUAUUCAAGACCAGUAUGGAUGGAGAGUGGGCUUUGGAGUUCCUGCCAUUCUAAUGCUCUUGUCACUUGUCAUGUUCUUGUUGGGUUCUUCUCUUUAUAUUAAAGUAAAUACUGAGAAAAGCUUCUUCACUGGCUUCUUCCAAGUGCCUGUUGCUGCUUUUAGGAACAGAAAUAUUGCCUUGCCAGAUCAGGAUUCAGCUUACAAUCGCAGCCACAACUCCUUCCUCACUGCUCCCACCAUGAAACUAAGGUACCUUAACAAAGCUUGCAUCAUCAGAGAUCCCCAACAGUACUUAAACCCCCAUGGUUAUGCUUCAAAUCCAUGGAAACUCUGCACCAUUGAUCAAGUAGAAUUCCUCAAAGCAGUUCUGAGAGUCAUCCCAAUUUGUUCCUCUGGUAUCAUGAUUCUACUCAGUAUGUUCCAGCAGUCAUUCUCCAUAAUCCAAGCAAAUUCCAUGGACAGACACCUCUUCCCCAGCAUCCAAAUUCCAGCAGGAUCAUUCACUGUAUUUACAAUCAUCACAAUGACAGUUUAUGUGGUGAUCUAUGACCGGGUUUUAACUCCAAUUCUAGUGAAAUACACUGGAAAUCCUCGUGGGCUCAGCACCAAACUGCGCAUGGGGCUCGGGCUACUGCUAUCGCUAGUGGGCACGGUGCUGUGUGCAAUAGUAGAGAGCAUAAGGAGGAGAACUGCCAUCAACGAAGGGUUGGCUGAUAAACCAGAUGCGGUAACAAGCAUGUCUGCAAUGUGGUUGAUCCCACAAUACAGCUUGUUUGGGCUGGCUGAAGCUAUGAAUGCAGUUGGACAGAUAGAAUUCUACUACUCUCAGUUUCCCAAGAGCAUGUACAGCAUGGGAAUGGCUCUUCAUACCCUCUCAACUGCUCUAUCCAGCUUGGUGGGGGCGGCUCUGGUGAGGAUUGUUGAUGGGGUUACAGGGAAGGGAGGGAAUGUUAGUUGGCUUUCAAGUAAUAUUAACAAAGGCCAUUUGGAUUACUAUUAUUGGCUUCUCACUGUGAUGGGUGUGGUCAAUUUGGUGUAUUAUUUCCUUUGUUGUUGGGCAUAUGGACCUAUGGAUGGUGAGCCUUUGGUAAGGGAUGAAAUGGUUGAAAGUGAAGAAAGGCCUCAAAGUAGAGCAACUCCGUUAGCUUGA
Vitis vinifera (wine grape) is the source of this 1797-nucleotide messenger RNA. RefSeq names its product protein NRT1/ PTR FAMILY 1.2. Gene Ontology annotation, molecular function: transmembrane transporter activity. Gene Ontology annotation, cellular component: plasma membrane. NCBI's taxonomy places the organism in Eukaryota, Viridiplantae, Streptophyta, Magnoliopsida, Vitales, Vitaceae. The coding region runs from base 1 to 1797 and encodes 598 amino acids. The transcript is spliced from 4 exons. Gene Ontology annotation, biological process: transmembrane transport. The record is from RefSeq and is a predicted model, not a curated record.